Molecule: messenger RNA, 2097 nt
Organism: Podospora pseudocomata
Lineage: Eukaryota; Fungi; Ascomycota; Sordariomycetes; Sordariales; Podosporaceae
Exons: 1
Coding region: 1-2097 (698 amino acids)
Source: RefSeq, a predicted model, not a curated record
AUGGCCAUGUUCAAAGGCGGUCCGGGGGCAUGGGACCCGGUGCAUCCGGGUAUCUCCAAGAUUUACCAGUACCGCCCGUUAACACCGAAAUGUCAAGAACACGAUUACACCAUCAGGCUCCUUCAUCUCCUUCCGGCCCGAGACAGCGAUGCUUCUCUCCGUUGCUGGCUGAUUGAGAAGGGCUACAGGGACUACUGGGGGAUACCCGUCUACCACGACUAUCAUGCCGUGUCGUACACCUGGGGCGACCCUGUUUUUCCAGAGGCUCUCGAGGUCCUUCCUAACAGCUUUUCAUCUCCCACCGAGUCACUUGGUGUCAUCCGCAUUACGCAAAAUCUUCACUCGGCCUUGAAGCACCUAAGACGGCGCGAUGUUCCCGUGGUUCUCUGGGUGGAUGCUGUAUGCAUCAACCAGAGCGAUGUCACGGAGCGCAACAGCCAAGUGUCCAACAUGCCCAACAUAUACAAGAAGGCUUCGUCGACAAUAGUUUGGCUCGGGGACGAAUCCGCUGUUGAUGAUGCUCGGUUAUGCAUGAGCUUUUUCGAGAACCUGGGGAGACUUUCGUCAACUUCUCAAGACCAGCAGCAUUCUACCUCCUGGCGAAAACGAUUCGAGAUCAACCAGCUUGUGGGAGACUUCCUGGAUGAAAACAAGGCUGAAAUUGCAUUUUUCCUCGAGAGGCCUUGGUUUCGCCGUCGUUGGAUUGUACAAGAAGUCGUUCUGGCCAAAAGUGUGGCCAUACACUGCGGACGGUGGAAGAUCGACUGGGACACCUUUCACCUCGCCAUGUUUGAGCUCUUUGAGAGCGACCAAGGGAUAUUCACACAAGAUCAUCGCACAACCAUGCGGACAAUGACAGGCGUCCGCAAUGGCGGUCGUACCAUAACAGCAGUGCGCAACAUUGGCGUGGCAGCAAAGAAACAGCUGCCGCUGGACACUCUUGUCGAGUUUGCAUCGUUUCUCUGUGCCGACCCUCGGGACAGACUUUACGCCCUAUAUGGUGUCAUCAAGCGUUGGUCCCCACGCCAGGUCACGAUGCAAUUGAGUCAAAUCAGCAACAUUGAUUAUUCCUUGCCGACCGAGACCGUCUUCACGAACUUCGCAGCUGAAUUAAUGCAGAUCAAUACGCAUGAUCUUCAACUUGUGGCGUCCAGGUACUGGAUUGUCACCCAUGUUUUGCAGCUUGCGACAGCGUUCGGUCAACGGGAUAUGCCGGGUGAUCAUUUCGGUAUCAAGAUCCCGUCAUGGGUGGUGGACUGGACGGGAGAUCUGUGCUUCGAGCCACUGCAACACUCACGAGCAAACGGCGUUGCAUUUGAAGCGCUCAGGGGCAAUGAUGUGGUUCAGUUCCUCCCGAACAAAGAACAUCCAUCUCACCUUGUGAUGGUCGGCAUACCGUUUGACAUGGUCACAGCAACCAUAUCACUUGAUAUCGCCCCAAUGUUACUGACCAAUUCGGUCCACAAAGCCAGAGUAUCUUUGAAUAAGUUUCUCUCCGAAGUGGCUCGUCACGUCCAUGACGAUUCUUACAAGCCGACUUCGGAACAUCUUGUUACGGCCUUGGCAAUUUCACUCGUUGCAAAUUGGGACCAUACUCCCAGCAACUCGUACUUUGCACAAGACCCUCGCUUCAUCCAAGACUUUCUGGCACAACUACGGAAUCAACAGUAUCAUUUGCCUGAAAUGUUACAUAAAUGGCCAGCGUACGUCGAGCUGAUGGCUAUUACAAUGCGAGGACGGUCUCUUUUCCUGACUGCCAAAGGAUACAUGGGCAUUGCAGCAACAGCAGUCAAGACCAGUGACGUUGUCUCUUUACUGGACGGCCAAAGUGUGCCCUUCAUUUUAAGACCGGAGCGAGCCGCAAAAUACUCGGUUUACCAUGGCGAACGGGGCGCCGUGGAAGCGCCGGAUUGUUUCGACUAUCAGGCCAUGAGGUAUAGCUAUGACAUGGCGAUGCUCGCGAGCGACCCAGGCGCAUACAACAGCUUUUCUUUAAUCAGUGAUGCUUACGUGCAUGGCCUCAUGAAAGGGGAAAGUAAUGGGAUAAUGAAGAAACAUGGCGAUGAUCUUGCGCUGAAAAUAAUAUCAAUUUCUUGA